GAGUGAGUGUGUGUGUGUGUGUGUGUGUGUGUGUGCUGCUAUGUACUCGCCUCUUUCUUGGUUGCACACACUCCUGUCUAUCUGUCGAGACCGGUGUCUACUUUAGAUGUGUGCUGAAACUGAACACACCUGUCCUGCCCACGUUAACUAAUGCUAAGUGUGCAGCCUGCUAGCCGCUACAAUCAACCUAGCUGGCCCAAAGUGCUGCUGAAAGCUGCUGCGACGAGCUAACGUUAAUGUUAACAGCAGCUGGCCGAGCACGUCCUUCAUAUUUUCAACAGCUGCUGCUCUCACUUGGCACUAUGCCCGCAGCUACUGUGGAUCACAGCCAAAGAAUAUGUGAGGUGUGGGCCAACAACCUGGAGGAGGAGCUGAAGAGGAUACGACAUGUCAUUCGAAAAUACAACUACAUCGCUAUGGACACAGAGUUUCCAGGUGUCGUAGCCAGACCGAUCGGAGAGUUCAGGAGCAACGCCGACUAUCAGUACCAGUUACUGCGCUGCAAUGUUGAUUUGCUCAAGAUAAUCCAGCUGGGCCUCACGUUUAUGAAUGAACAAGGGGAAUACCCUCCGGGAACAUCAACAUGGCAGUUCAAUUUUAAGUUUAACCUCACAGAGGACAUGUAUGCACAGGACUCCAUCGAGCUCCUGACCACUUCAGGGAUUCAGUUCAAGAAGCACGAGGACGAAGGCAUCGAGACGCUGUACUUUGCCGAGCUGCUGAUGACAUCAGGAGUGGUGCUCUGUGACGGGGUCAAGUGGCUGUCGUUCCACAGUGGCUAUGACUUCGGAUACCUGAUCAAGAUUCUGUCCAACGCUAACCUGCCUGAGGAAGAGGUGGAUUUCUUUGAGAUACUUCGCUUGUACUUUCCGGUCAUUUAUGAUGUCAAGUACCUCAUGAAGAGCUGCAAAAACCUGAAGGGCGGACUGCAGGAAGUAGCUGAGCAGCUGGAGCUGGAGAGGAUCGGACCGCAGCAUCAAGCCGGCUCCGACUCUUUACUUACAGGCAUGGCUUUCUUCAAGAUGAGAGAGAUGUUCUUUGAGGAUCAUAUCGAUGAUGCAAAGUACUGUGGUCACUUGUACGGGCUCGGCUCCGGCUCCGCCUACGUCCAGAACGGAACAGGGAACGCUUACGAAGAGGAGGCUAACAAGCAGCAGUCGUGACAUCACUCUGAAAAUCUCCCAUCCUGCGGUUCACAUUCAACAAUCAGUGCAGCGCUGAAGCAAAGCUUCGACGACUGGAUGAUAACAAUGGAAGAACAUAAAACAUACAUGCAUCGUUUAACAAGCUGUUUCUCAUAGGUUCUGCUCACCUUAGACAACUGAAUAUUAUGAUGGUCAAUAGGCGAAAAAAUAUCACAGCUGUCCUCACACAUAACGCUGGUGGUGCGCCUGUGUGGGUUUAGUGUUUUAUUCCUACGAAGCAGCGUAGACUGUCUGGUUGGUUCAGUUAAAAUUUAACAUGCUUGAAAAAGAUGGGAUUUUAGUUUUCCUAAAAUGUUCUGUAGAAACGUUUUGCACUUUAAAGCUCUAACCUGAUUUUAUAUGGAAAGCUGAAAAUGUUUCUGGUGUGUCUCUCCUCUUUGUUGCCUUCUCUACGUUCCCAUUUUACAUUGUGAACAUGUAAAUCUUUACUAUCACAACAACCGCUUUCACCAUGCUCAGCCUUAAUAUUAGCUGCAUUCUUAUCUUUUAAACUUUAAUUUAUUGUACUGGUUAUCUGACACUGAAUAGAUGCCCCAGUCAACACUGAGACGCCACAUGUUGUGGUCUUCCCUGGUCAUUUCUUGGAUUUCUUGUCUGAUAAUGAGAAAGGGAGCUUUCAGUGAGUUUUUUGUUGAGUUUUUUCAUAUAAAGAUAAUGUUUAUAAUGACCUAAAUAAGCUCUAGAAGCCUCUAGGUAACAAGCUGCUUAUAAGUGAACACCAUUUCCUCUGUUGUGUUGGUUUUCCUGUCGGCAUUCAUGAUAAUGCUCAGAAUAGUUGCACACAAGCAUAUUUACAGGAUGUACUUAGAUGCAUACAAAUGGAGGAAUGCUUCAGCUAAAGUAAGCAUUGAUUAUUUGUAUCUGUAAACGCCCUCAUUGACUCAAGCACAUAACGAACAAAGAUGCAUCACAUCUCUAAACGACCUUGGCGCCGAGCAUCAAAUUCACCAGACCUUAAGAAACAAUUAAAAAGUUUUAAAAAAAACUCACCUGCUGUAGGACAAGAUGAGGUUACCCUGAACUACUCUGUUGGGAGUAAAUAUUCAUUUUUUUAAUUGAGAUUAAGGUUUUGUAGAGUUUUAGUGUUGUAAUAAAAGCAAACAAAAAAAACAAAACAAAAAAACCUUUUACUCAUUGGGGAAAAAAAUCAUUUUAAAAUGCAUCUCUUUGUUUCGGUGGAGUUCAUUUGACUUGUAGUUCGGGCCUUUGAAUGACAUUUUUGUGCAAUUUAUAUUUUUUCUUGUAUUGCUUUCCAGUUCAUUCAUGCUGCAUAGAAGAGCCGCAUGUACUAAAACGUUUGAAUAAAUGCUGUGUUGUUGAAUAGUAUCCAGAACUUCCGUAGGUGUGUGUUGAAGUGUAGGUUCACAACUUAUUAACCUCCCUCUGCGUCAGAUACUGAUAAAUGAAACCUUUUUCUUUCCGCAGAACAUCGCUCACACUGUAAAAGAGUUUAAGAAAAGAAUAUGCAAUAUAAAAGAGGAUUGUUUUUAGAUUUUUUUGUAAAUAAAGGCUUGAAACUUUUCUACCAUAAAA
Thunnus maccoyii (southern bluefin tuna) is the source of this 2738-nucleotide messenger RNA. It is a transcript of the gene cnot7, whose product is annotated as CCR4-NOT transcription complex, subunit 7. The transcript has 7 exons. Bases 237 to 1163 code for a protein of 308 amino acids. Gene Ontology annotation, cellular component: P-body; CCR4-NOT core complex; CCR4-NOT complex. Lineage: Eukaryota; Metazoa; Chordata; Actinopteri; Scombriformes; Scombridae. The record is from RefSeq and is a predicted model, not a curated record. Gene Ontology annotation, molecular function: poly(A)-specific ribonuclease activity; nucleic acid binding.